GUCAGGACAGAACGCGGUGUUUCCUUUUGACCUUCUGAAUAUACACCUUUUGAGCUAAUAGAGAGCUUCCUGCGGCUGCGCUAGGCUUCUAUUCCCCUAAUCUAAUCGACAUCUCUUUGUCAGAAGCUCAUCUCUUUCACUUCCCCUCCCCCGCGGUCACCACGAUACCAGAAGUCCAACUGGACGAGCAGUCGCUAUGCCUCAUUCAAUCCCUGUGCCCCCCACGGGCUUCCAGGCUAUCAUUCUGUGCGGGCCUGGUGUUUCUCUCAACACCUUUACCUCGAACCCGGAAGAGUUCCCCAAAGCUCUGAUCCCAAUUGCGAACCGUCCGAUGCUGUGGUACCCAUUGGAUUGGUGCUAUCGCAUGGGAAUUACCAACAUUACACUCAUCACACCCCCUGCUAGCAAAGCCCCGCUGGAAGCAGCUCUCUCACAGAACCCUCACCUUACCUCCCUCCCCUCGCCCUCCGCGUCCGUCGUCGCACCGGCCGACCUUACCUUGACGACUGGUACCGCAGAACUGCUCCGUCUCCCCGAAGUUCAGUCGAGCAUCAAGUCCGAUUUCCUCCUCCUUCCUUGUGACCUUAUUUGCGAUAUCCCGGGCGAGUCUCUCUUGGAGGCAUGGAUGGUUUCACAAAGUGCAUUGGGCGGAUCGACAGUCCGCGACGGUCGCCAUACACACGGCCCGAGAUCCGUUGGAAUGGGUGGUGAACAAGGUGGCCGACGGGGUGGACUGGGCGUGUACUACCAGACCCAAGGCAGGGAAGAGAGUGUCAAGGGAGAAGUGACGGACUUUGUGGCUACGACUCCUCUCGAGCAGGACGAGGCACCCGCCGUGUCGCAUCCGCUGGAUGGACCAGCUUCGAUACGGUUUGGGUUGUCCAAGCUUGUGCUGUCUAUGCCGAUGGAUACGUUGAAGGAGAAGAUGGAAGAGGAUAAGGGGUUGCUCAUUCGUCACUCUUUGGUUAAAAAGCACGCGCAAGUUAAGAUGCUGUCGAGCUACCGCGAUGCCCAUAUAUACGUCUUUCCCCACUGGGUCAAGGAUCUUGCGCGCUUGAACGAAAAGUUCGAGAGUGUUAGUGAAGACCUGGUGGGCUGGUGGGCAAAGUCUGGAUGGCAGGCAGGCCUAGGUGACAAACUGCGAUUAAGGGAAAUCUUCGAGCCCGCGAAGCAGGAAGAUGGCGAGAACACCAGCUACGAUGGCCCGGCUCUUGAGGAGGAAAUUGACCUUAAGGCCAUGAGUACCACGAAGGCGGGCGCCGGCGCAUCCCGCGACACAACCGCACCAGGAAGCGUCCCCGAACUCGCCCCAUCCCGCACAAACUCCAGCCUCGAAGCCGCCCCCAAAGAAUCCUCAGCGAAAGACCUCAUCGUCCCCCCAAUGCUCGCCUACGUUCACUCCUCCAUGCCCUCCGCCCCGCUCCUCCGCCGCAUCGACAACUCCGCCAUCCUCCUCUCCAUCACCCUCCGCCUCGCCAAACUGGAAUCCGUCGAAGAAGCCGGCCGCACAGCCUCCUCGCCCUUCGCCCACAACCAAAAAGUCGCAUACCCCGCCGGCAUCGCCCAGCGCUGCACAGUCACCAAAGCAGACUGCCUGCUCGCAGAGAACGUAACCGUCGAAGAAAAAUGCGUCAUCAAGGAAUCAGUCAUCGGCGCAAACUGCCACAUCGCCAGCGGCGCACGCCUCACCCGCUGUCUCGUCAUGGACGGCGCCGUGGUCGGCGAACGAUGCCAGCUGACGGGAUGUAUCGUCGGACGACGGUCCAAGAUCGGUCGCGAGAGCGUGCUUAAAGACUGCGAGGUUCAGGACGGUAAUGCUGUUGAGGAAGAGACGGAUGCGAAGAACGAGAAGUUUAUGAUCUUCGAGGGGUUGGAUGAGGAUGAUGAGGAGGAGGGGGAGGGGAUGGAUGUUUCGGGGGAGUUUGAUGGGGAGGGGGAUUUGGGAUUUUAGUCAAGUCUCUUUUUCUCUCGUCUCGAGGUUUAUGAUUAUGAAGUGUUUAUGCCAGGGUAAUGAGGAUAGAUG
This is a messenger RNA of Aspergillus glaucus CBS 516.65, 2023 nucleotides long. Its product is annotated as translation initiation factor eIF2B subunit gamma. NCBI's taxonomy places the organism in Eukaryota, Fungi, Ascomycota, Eurotiomycetes, Eurotiales, Aspergillaceae. Gene Ontology annotation, molecular function: guanyl-nucleotide exchange factor activity; translation initiation factor activity. Bases 197 to 1951 code for a protein of 584 amino acids. The record is from RefSeq and is a predicted model, not a curated record. The transcript has 2 exons. Gene Ontology annotation, cellular component: guanyl-nucleotide exchange factor complex; eukaryotic translation initiation factor 2B complex. Gene Ontology annotation, biological process: cytoplasmic translational initiation.